AUGGCUCGGCUUCAGGAUGAUGGCACGAGAGUAAAAUCACCAUCAUAUCCUCUGCUCGACGAUAUAACAGGUCUGCCUUCCUUCCUUUGCCCUGCACUGAACCUAAAGAACAGCAGUAUAUAUACACAGAGAGAGCGUCAAGUUGAGGAUUGCCUUUUGGUACGUGGCGGCGGCAGCUCCUUUUUUUUCAUCCUCUCUGGCGGCGCCGCGGAGGAGCAGAGGAGGAGAUGGCGGCGGGGAACGAGUGGAUCAACGGGUACUGGAGGCGAUCCUGGACGCGGGCUGAGGCUGCGCGGCGAGCAGGGCGGCGGCGCGGGGCCGCAUCAGGCGCUGGCACUGACGCCUAGGCUGCUGCAGGCGCCGGCGCUGGCGGAGGCAGCGGCGUACAGCCCCACGCGCUACUUCGUGGAGGAGGUCGUCAGCCGCUUCGACGACCGGGACCUCCACAAGACGUGGACCAAGGUGGUGGCGAUGCGCAACAGCCAGGAGCGGAACAACCGGCUGGAGAACCUGUGCUGGAGGAUCUGGAACGUCGCCAGGAAGAAGAAGCAGGUAGAAUGGGAGUACUCGCGGCAGCUGGCACGGCGGCGGCUAGAGCAGGAGCUUGGCCGCCGGGAGGCCGCCGAGGAGCUCUCCGAAGGCGAGAAGGACCAGCGGCCCGACAGCACCCAGCCCCCUUCAUCAGCAGGGGCGGCGGCUGACGGAGACCAGCAGCAGCCGAGCCGGUUCGCGAGGAUCAGCUCCGAGGCUCGGAUCGUCUCCGACGACGAGGACGAGGCGGCCAAGGAUGAACGGAACCUCUACAUCGUCCUCAUCAGCAUACAUGGGCUCGUCCGUGGGGAGAACAUGGAGCUCGGCCGUGACUCUGACACCGGGGGCCAGGUGAAGUACGUGGUGGAGCUGGCCCGGGCGCUGGCGGCCACCGCCGGCGUGCACCGCGUCGACCUCCUCACGCGCCAGAUCUCCUGCCCGGACGUCGACUGGACCUACGGCGAGCCCGUCGAGAUGAUCACCCGCCACUCCGACGCCGACGCUGACGACGGCAGCGGCGACGGCGGGGCCUACAUCGUGCGGCUGCCGUGCGGGCCCCGCGACAAGUACCUCCCCAAGGAGUCCCUGUGGCCGCACAUCCCCGAGUUCGUGGACCGCGCGCUGGCGCACGUCACCAACGUCGCGCGCGCCCUCGGCGAGCACCUCGCCGGCAUCGACGGCACUCCGGCGCCGGUGUGGCCGUACGUGAUCCACGGGCACUACGCGGACGCGGCGGAGGCGGCGGCGCACCUGGCGAGCGCGCUGAACGUGCCGAUGGUGAUGACGGGCCACUCGCUGGGGCGGAACAAGCUGGAGCAGCUGCUCAAGCUGGGGCGCAUGACGCCGGCCGAGAUCCAGGGCACCUACCGGAUCGCGCGGCGGGUGGAGGCGGAGGAGACCGGGCUCGACGCCGCCGAGGUAGUGGUCACCAGCACCAAGCAGGAGGUCGAGGAGCAGUGGGGCCUCUACGACGGCUUCGACGUCAUGGUGGAGCGCAAGCUCCGGGUGCGCCGCCGCCGGGGCGUCAGCUGCCUCGGCCGCUACAUGCCGCGCAUGGUCGUCAUCCCGCCCGGCAUGGACUUCAGCUACGUCGACACGGGGGACCUCGCCGCCGGCGACGGCGACGGCGACCUGCAGGCGCUCAUCAGCCCCGGCAAGGCCAAGAAUCCGCUGCCCCCCAUCUGGUCUGAGGUGCUGAGGUUCUUCACGAACCCGCACAAGCCGAUGAUCCUGGCGCUGUCGCGGCCGGACCCGAAGAAGAACGUGACCACGCUGCUCAAGGCCUACGGGGAGAGCCGCCACCUCAGGGAGCUCGCAAACCUAACGCUGAUACUGGGGAACAGGGACGACAUCGAGGAGAUGUCCGGCGGCGCCGCCACCGUGCUCACCGCCGUGCUCAAGCUCAUCGACCGAUAUGACCUCUACGGCCAGGUGGCAUAUCCCAAGCACCACAACCAGACCGACGUGCCGCACAUAUACCGACUGGCUGCCAAAACAAAGGGAGUGUUCAUAAAUCCAGCCCUUGUAGAGCCAUUCGGGCUCACCCUGAUAGAGGCUGCUGCGUAUGGUCUGCCCGUGGUGGCGACCAAGAACGGCGGGCCGGUGGACAUCAUCGAGGCGCUGCACAACGGGCUGCUGGUGGACCCGCACGACGCGGCGGCGAUCACCGACGCCUUGCUGAGCCUGCUGGCCGACAAGGCGCGGUGGCUCGAGUGCCGGCGCGCCGGCCUCCGCAACAUCCACCGCUUCUCCUGGCCGCACCACUGCCGCCUCUACCUCUCCCACGUCGCCGCCAGCUGCGACCACCCGGCGCCGCACCAGCUGCUCCGCGUCCCCGCCGCCGCCGGCGCAAGCCCGCGCGCCGCCUCAGGUGACUCGCUCUCGGACUCGCUCCGCGGCCUGUCCAUCUCCAUCGACGCCUCGCACGACCUCAAGGCCUCCGGGGACUCCGCCGCGGCCAUCAUGGACGCGCUCCGCCGGCGCCGCCGCUCCAACGUGGACCGCCCGGCCGGAUCCCCCAGGGCGGCGGCCGGGUUCGCGCCGGGCCGGCGGAAGAGCCUCCUCGUCCUCGCCGCCGACUGCUACGGCGAUGACGGCGCGCCGGACGCCGAGAAGCUCGAGAAAGCCGUCGACAUGGCGCUGUCGGCGUGCGCCGCCGCCGGCGGGCGGCUCGGGUGCGUGCUGGCGACGGGCAUGACCGUCGCCGAGGCCGCGGCCGCGCUGAGGGCCUGCGGCGCCGACCCGGCCGCCUUCGACGCGCUGGUCUGCAGCAGCGGCGCGGAGCUCUGCUACCCGUGGAAGGAGGAGCUCGCGGCAGACGAGGAGUACGCCGGGCACGUGUCGUUCCGGUGGCCCGGGGGCCACGUGAGGGCCGCCGUGCCCAGGCUCGGGAAGGCCGACGGCGCGCAGGAGGCCGGCCUCGCCGUCGACGACACCGCCUGCUCCGUGCACUGCCACGCCUACGCCGCCGCCGGCGCGUCCAAGGUGAAGAAGGUGGACUCGCUCCGGCAGUCGCUGCGGAUGCGCGGGUUCCGGUGCAACCUCGUGUACACGCGCGCGUGCACGCGCCUCAACGUCAUCCCGCUCUCGGCCUCGCGCCCGCGUGCGCUCAGGUACCUGUCGAUUCAAUGGGGCAUCGACCUGUCCAAGGUGGCGGUGCUCGUCGGCGACAAGGGCGACACCGACCGGGAGCGGCUGCUCCCCGGCCUGCACAAGACGCUGGUCCUGCCGGGUCUAGUCACCCACGGCAGCGAGGAGCUGCUCCGCGACGAGGACGGAUUCUUGACGGAGGACGUCGUCGCCAUGGACUCCCCGAACAUCGUCAUCCUCGCCGGGGACCAGGCGACCGCCGCCGACAUCCUCAAGGCCAUCUGAGACGACCUCUGCUUUGCUCCAGCUACACUCUGCCGGGGUUAUUUUUGUCAGUUGAAAUUUGACAGAGUGUCUGUAAAAUUGCGUACGAGUUCGUUUUUUCUUCUAGUUUUGGUCAUAUUUCAUCUGGGGUAAGCAUAAGCUGCUUGGUGUUGAUGUGCACCAGAAAACCAUGUCAAAUGAUAUUCUCAUUGAAUGCCUUAUGUCUACGGCAAUAAGGUUUUCGCUUGUGUAAAUAUUACAAAGAAAUACAGGGAAGAUUGCCAAAUGAGAAUCGGUCCUUGGUUUACACAA
Molecule: messenger RNA, 3696 nt
Organism: Setaria italica (foxtail millet)
Lineage: Eukaryota; Viridiplantae; Streptophyta; Magnoliopsida; Poales; Poaceae
Product: probable sucrose-phosphate synthase 5
Exons: 10
Coding region: 1-3405 (1134 amino acids)
Biological process (GO): sucrose metabolic process
Molecular function (GO): sucrose-phosphate synthase activity
Source: RefSeq, a predicted model, not a curated record